CCAACGUCCCGCACUUACUACCAACACAUGCCACUUACCAACGUCCCGCACUUACUACCAACACAUGCCACUUACCAACGUCCCGCACUUACUACCAACACAUGCCACUUACCAACGUCCCGCACUUACUACCAACACAUGCCACUUACAAACACCCGCACUUACUACCAACACAUGCCACUUACCAACGUCCCGCACUUACUACCAACACAUGCCACUUACCAACGUCCCACACUUACUACCAACACAUGCCACUUACCAACGCCCCGCACUUACUACCAACACAUGCCACUUACAAACACCCGCACUUACUACAACACAUGCCACUUACAAACACCCGCACUUACUACAACACAUGCCACUUACCAACGCCCCGCACUUACUACCAACACAUGCCACUUACCAACGUCCUGCACUUACUACCAACACAUGCCACUUACAAACACCCGCACUCACUACAACACAUGCCACUUACUACCAACGCCCGCACCCUGAUUACUUGGUCUUGUUAUCUACCCCUACCCCUACCCCCAGCGGACGCACGCCCGGACAUGCCCCUGCGUCGCAGCGACCCGGACGGGGGGGCCUGGCCCCCCGCGGGGGGCCCCUCCCCGGGAUCCACCGGGGUGUCCGCCGACCCCUGGGCCGGGCGCCCGAGCCCUCCGCCCGUCGCGGCCGGGGGCUGCCGAGCCGCCGACGAGGAGGAGGAGGAGGAGGAGGAGGAGGAGGAAGCCGCGGGGACGGACAGCGUGGUGGAGUGGGACCUGGAGAAGGAGCUGUCGCGGGGGGGGGCGCGACACGCCACGCCGGGGGACGAGGGGAGGAAGCCACGGACACCGCGCUUGGUGCACGGCUUCUCCAACUCCAUGGAGGAGGAGCUCCCCUUUGAAGGCUACUCGAUGUCUCCACGCGGCCGAUUCCAACGCCUUCAUCCUGACGACGACGACGACGAUGACGACGACGAUGACGUCAUCGUCGCGGGGGAGGGGAGGGGCGUCUCCCGGCCCCCCCUCGCCCCCCCCAAGCAACGGCGCCCCCCGGAGGGGGGCCGGCCCCCGCCCGCCGCGGCUCGCCGCCGGUUGGCCGCCUCGCUGUCGGCGGGCGUCGCCGUGCUGGUGUCGGGGUUCCUGAUUGGCUACGCGGCGAGGGGGGCGGGGCCGGCGGGUGGCUGCGGCGCUGGGGGGGCGACGCCCCCGGCGGCUGCGGCGACGCCCCCGGCGGCUGCGGCGACGCCCCCGGCGGCGGCUGCGGCGACGCCCAGGAGGAGGAGCUGGGACGACGGCAGCGGCGACGGGGAGGAGGAGGAGGAGCGGAGGAGGAGACUUCACCGCGGGAUGGUGGACAACAUCACGGAGGAGGCGGUGGUGGAGAUGUUCAGGUACUUCAGCGGCGGCAGGCCGGCGACCCCCGCGACCCCCGCGACCCCCGCGACCCCCGCGACCCCCGCGACCUCGGCGGCACUGGCCGAGCGUGUCCGCCGGUCGUGGCUGGCGCUGGGCCUCAAGGAGGUGCACGUGGGGGCCUACCGCCUACGGCGCAGCCUGCCGGCACAAGGCAGCACGGCCAGCGUCACCGUGAUCGAGGGCUCCCACGUGACCUGCUAUUUGCCCUCGGGGCAGCGUUGUGGAGCCGGCGCUGAUGGGAACCACUCCGGGGAGAGCCACGUGGAGGGGGACCUGGUGGACGUGUGGAUGGGCAGACCUGAGGACCUGGCGACGCUGGGCAGGGUGAACUUCACCACGGCCGUCGCCAUGCUCAGGGUGGGGUCCGGCCCACUGGUCUACACGCUGGGAGUCCUCGCCCGCCUGCGAGUCUCCGCGGUGCUGCUUUACUCCGACGGCGAGUGUGAUGGGUCGGGCGCAGGGCCGGCCGAGGCGAUGACGCUGGGCGGCGGCGGCGGCGGCGCCGGCGGCACCGGCGGCACCGGCGGUGGGUCUCCGGUGCCGGCCCCACUGCCCCCCCUGGUGGAGACGAUUUCGGCGGCGCUUGCCGCUCAGCUCGCCCCUCGCGACGCCCAGCGGCCCUGCCAGCGGCCACGGGGUCAGCAAGAAGGGGGCACCCCUCCGCGUCGAGUGAGGCUGAGAGUGGGGGGCCGCGUCUGUACCUCUGUGGAGCUGCACACGGUAACCGGCUGGAUCAAGGGGGCUCACGAACCAGAUCGCUGUGUUAUUGUGGGCGGUCGCCUUGGCGACGGUUACCGGGGCGACGUGGUUGCCGUGACGAUGGCUGCCCGGGCCCUAGCGACGGGCCACCGCUGGGGCUGGUCGCCACGGCGAUCGCUCCUCUUUGGCCUCUGGGGAGCGGACUCAUCCUCCUCUGCCCUGGGGGCCUGGGUCCAGGAGCAGUCGGAGGUGGUGCGUUCGCGUGCCGUGGCGUACGUGAGCCUCACUCUGCCCGUCUCCGGAUCCGGCGGCGGUGCCGGCGGCGGUGCCGGCGGCGGUGCCGGCCGUUCCCCCGUGGCCUUCGCCUCGCCAACGCUGCGCCAGCUCGCGAUCGACUCCCUGUGCGGGGAGUCUUGCCGCGGCUGGGCCGGCCCCGAGACGCCCGUCCACAGCGCCGCGUCCACAGGCGACGUGGCCAUCUUCACGGACGACGUCGCCCUCGCCACACUCAAGUUCCUUCACGGGGAUGAUGAGUCCGACUUCACCGUCCUGGAGAAGCUGGACAUCCCAGAGAGUCGACUGCAGCUCCUCGAUCCCAACUGCUCGCUCCACGCGAACAUCACGCGGUUGAGCGUGCGAGCCGCGCUGCGAUUGGUGGACGACGCGGUGCUGCCCCUGCGGGUCAUCGACCCGGCGCUGGACGUGCAGAUAAUGGUGGACGCACUUCAGCAGCGGGCCCCCCCGUGCUUGCCCCGCGAGGCGAUGAGUGACGCCGUGUCGCUGGCCCGCUCACUGCGGGAGACGUCGGCCCGGCUGCAGUCAGCCGUCAACCGGCCCAGCAACGACCCCGCUGAGCGUGGAGUGGAGUUGCGACUUCGCUCGCUCAACGACGCCCUGCGCUCCGUCGAGAGGGCCUUCCUCACCUCCUCUUCAUCCUCAUCCUCGUCGUCGUCAUCGUGGUCCUCGUCGUUGUCGUCCUGUGGGGCGGACGGGGAGUCGUGGCGGGCCUUGCCGGGAAUCUCCCGCCACUUGCUGAUGAGGCCGAGCCGUGGCUGGAGUGGAACUUUCCCGCUGUUGGAGGCCGCCCUGCGCUCACGUGGUGGUGGUGGUGACGGUGGCCCCAAUCUGCUCUACGCAGUAGGCGGUGGUGACGGUGGUGGUGGUGGUGCUGGUGGUGGUUGA
This is a messenger RNA of Petromyzon marinus (sea lamprey), 3284 nucleotides long. The record is from RefSeq and is a predicted model, not a curated record. NCBI's taxonomy places the organism in Eukaryota, Metazoa, Chordata, Hyperoartia, Petromyzontiformes, Petromyzontidae.